AUGCGCCCGGCGCUUGUUCGCUUAUUGAAGAGGCCAUCCGCUGUCUCGGUCCUCGACUCAUUGGCAGCAACGCCGCUUGGGAUCGAACAAUUGGAGCUCAAUUACAAACGUCUACGAUGCCAAAUUCGAACGAUAUCGCAGAAUACGAGCCUCAAUGGACCUGAACUUGAAUCCGAACCGUCAACCGAAUCUCCCACCGCUCAACGCCAGAAAUCAACUCGACAACCUUUCAGUUUUCGUGUGCACGAGAUAGGAUCGUCGUGCAAGAGGACCUAUGAUGAUAUACCGCAUCCAAAGACGCACGUGAAUGCAACAGUACCUGCGCAGGAUUACCCGCGAUCAUUGGCAUUACAACCUGAAAGGCUGGAGUUUGAGUCGGACAUUGGACACAUCAGAGACCUCGGCGCAAAGUUAGUGGACGACCCAGCACGACGGCAUGAUUUUGCCCUCUGGGAGGAACUUCUUCGCCAUCGACAGCGUCACUAUGGAGACAAAGGCACUUUAGACAUUUGGGAGGGAUUGACGAUUCGACACGACGGUAUAGAGCUGCCUGUUGAUGGGAAGCACGCAGAUUUCCUUUGGGAGAGCUUCAUCGAACUGGGUCUGAAGCGGGGGUUAUUCUUGCAGGAAAUUGUGACUUAUGCUUCUGAGUUGUGGAAAAAGACAGGUAAACGGUGGGAUGGGUUUUACCUUAAGGUUGUCGGUGGGCUUUUGGAAUAUGGUAGGGUGCAGCAGGCAGUCACAUGGCAUGAAAACCUGGAACAUUUGCAUUUAUCAAACUCAAAUGACAUAUUACAACUCCUUGAGCCAGCAAUAUCGCUUGGUCCGCAUCCUAUGGUCAACGAAGGUGCGAUAGCUCCCGGCAUACGCGCAUUCAGACAAAUCUGUCACAGAACUCAAGCUCGUCAUAUAUAUGGUCCAGUUAUCUCGAGGUUGCUGCAAUCAGGGCUUGGGAGGGAGGCAUUAUGGAUGCAUGUGUUUUUCGUCUCGCACGAUGAACAUCCGCGAAGAUUUGAAGACAUCCAGAAACUGCUGCAGUAUGCAAUGGAACAUACGCCGACACACGUUUAUCAAAAGUUGGAAACGUAUGCAAUGAAUAUGUUCGAGUCCCAAAACGUGGAUUCCGAUGACCGAAAUGCAAUUCCUGCGGAAGAACGAGUCGAAAAUUUUGUGGUAGAAGAAAAGCCGUUCAGCGAUGAGAUAGGUGCACGGCUUUUUGCGACCCGGUCAUUCAACUUAGACAUGAUUCUCUCAGGGCUACGCAUGCUAGGGGUCACGGCUAUCGGUCCACAGUCAUUGCGCGAGAUGGCAGUCCGGGCUCACGGAAGUCAGGAUCUCCUGGAGAAACUCCGACUGCUUCAAAGAUCGGGCAUUUCUGUUGGGGACAGUGUAUUUGCACGCUUGAUUCGAAGACUAGCAGAGGAAAAACGUGAUAUCCUUCUUUCUGACCUACUUCAUAGCGACCAACAUCCAGAUGUACUCGAGGAUGCCACAAUGCAGGAGUCCCUUUUGAUGUCGUACUACAUGACACGCGAUUGGCGCCAUUACCAGAUGACACUCGCGAUUCUUACUGAGCUUUCGGAAGAAGGUCCUGAGCUUUUCAACGUGCAUUUCCGGAAACAAAUUGUUGCCGGUCAUCUGAAAUCUGCGGCCAAGGUCGUAGAUACGAUGACUUUGCGCGGCCGAACCCUAACCAAAGACAGUCUUAACCUCCUGGUCCGCAAGGCUCUCGGUCCACGAAGGCCAGGAGUUGGGCCGCCGGUACGGUUUGGCCUCCACCCUAGCAAGGAAGUGCUCGUGGUUUUUCAAAUGUUAAAGCGUACCGUUCCAAAAGGUUGCCACGUGGAUGCCGCUCUCUGGGUUGAGAUAUUGAAACGAUUUGGAAUGACCCACCGCUGGUAUGAACUUCGAGAUUGCUGUCUUUGGCUAGCGCGUUUUUACUCCUCCCUAGCGAAAUCACCUGGCAAUGAACCAUGGCCCACUCCACCAGACCAGCAAAAUGCCAGAAUAGCCGCUCCACCCGCGCACUAUGGAAGCGACAUGCUGAAGGCGAUCUUCGGCUCCCAGAUGCAGUGCGCCAUUGUCUCAUGGGGAUUCCGAUGCCGGGUUUCCCUUUCCGAGGCAAAAGCUUAUAACCCCUUCAAGGUGAAGGGUGAACAGCUGGUCCCUUGGGUGCGCGGACUGGUGCUCCUACGAGAACUGGAGCAGUACGGUGUCCGACUCGCAAGGUAUUGGAUCCGCCGCACAUGUCGACACCGCCUGGCGGUGCUCUUUGGACGAGAUCGAUUGUCAAGCCGUCCCAGGAACCGGAUGCUGCGCCGCGAGAACCCGUAUGAUGUGCACAAGGUCACUCAGGACAUGAACCGGGCAUGGGGCAGUGAUUCCCUGUUUCGUGGUUGGGAAAUGAAAGAUUUGCACCGGUUAGUAAAUCCGCCCAGCACCAAGUUGUCUCUGAUUCGGACCCGGCGUACCGCAUGGCGGGCGACUCACCUGCGGAAGGGUGCGUUUUCACGAACAAGAUGA
Messenger RNA from Aspergillus ruber CBS 135680, 2523 nucleotides. RefSeq lists its product as uncharacterized. NCBI's taxonomy places the organism in Eukaryota, Fungi, Ascomycota, Eurotiomycetes, Eurotiales, Aspergillaceae. The transcript has a single exon. The coding region runs from base 1 to 2523 and encodes 840 amino acids. The record is from RefSeq and is a predicted model, not a curated record.